Vespa velutina is the source of this 8368-nucleotide messenger RNA. It is a transcript of the gene 5-HT1, whose product is annotated as 5-hydroxytryptamine receptor 2A. The coding region runs from base 1911 to 3260 and encodes 449 amino acids. The transcript has 7 exons. Gene Ontology annotation, molecular function: G protein-coupled receptor activity; dopamine neurotransmitter receptor activity, coupled via Gi/Go. NCBI's taxonomy places the organism in Eukaryota, Metazoa, Arthropoda, Insecta, Hymenoptera, Vespidae. Gene Ontology annotation, biological process: adenylate cyclase-activating adrenergic receptor signaling pathway. The record is from RefSeq and is a predicted model, not a curated record. Gene Ontology annotation, cellular component: membrane.
AGUACCAGUACUGGUACGGUACUCCGGAGCACCGGAUCGUUCUCCCGGCGUAUCUCGGCCGUCUCGUCGGCCUUCGAGUAUCAUAUCUCCUCUCUUUUCUUUAUACAAGAGUGAAAGAGAGAGAAAAGAAAAAAAAAAAAAGAAAAAGAGAAAGAAAUCAAGAAGAAAAAAGAGAAAGGAAGAAAGAAAGAGAGAAGGAGAAAAAAAGUCUACGCCGUUUCUAUCGCUUGAGAGAAGCUCUUCCUCGAGCAAUAUAACUAUCGGCUUCGAUCACGAAAAGUAAACGUUACUCUUCUCUUUUUUUCCCUCCGAAAGUCCCUCCGACCACCCACAACCCGGUCGACUAGUAAUCCUCAAUCCACGUUCGACCCCAAUAUCACUCGAUCUUAUUCUUCUUUCCUAUCUUUCUUUUUUUCUUUCUCUUACUAUCUCACUCUCACUCUCUCACUCUCUCUCUCUCUCUCUCUCUCUCUCUCUCUCUCUUCUUUUCUUUCUUUCUUUUUUUCUCCAUUUCUCUUCGCGGUUAAAAUUGUCCAUCUGUCUGUCUGUCUCUCAGUUUCUCAAUUCAUUCGUUUGUUUCUACUUUCCUUUUAUCCUCCCCUCCCCCAUCCCCUCAUUUCUUUCCUUUCUCUUUUUUCCUUUUUAAUUUUCAUUUUCAUUUUCAUUUUCAUUUUCAUUUUCAUUUUCAUUUGCAUUUGCAUUUGCAUUUUUUCCUUUUAUCUUCGUAUCACGGGUAUAUAGGUGUUCUCGUUAUAUUUUUCGCCGUCGUGACAACUAAUGUCAUUACUUUAAUUAUUUUCCCAUAUAUUUUAAUAACUUUUGUUUCGUAUGAUGUUUCAAAUUAGAAAAUAAUUUUAUUAUAAAAUGGGAAAAAAGUGUGCGUGAGAAUAAAAGUCCAGUGUCUUUGAACUUUCCGUAAACUCUUGUGGUAAGUCGGUGGGGAGGGGGUGGAGGUGGGGUGGGUCGUGUUGAAGGCAUCUCGAGUUUCAUCGCGUUUCACCUCUGUCUCUUUGUUUUUCUUUUUUUAAACACACACACACACACACACACACACUCUCUCUCUCUUUCUCUCUCUCUCUGUCUCUGUCUCUCUGUCUCUGUCUCUCUCUGUCUCUUUUUCUCUAUUCAUCCAUUGAAUCCCAUUAUCUGUCCUUUCUUUUUCUUAUCGUGCAACGAAAAAAUUUUUGUUUUUCUCGUGUCGAGCCACCGGCAGCCCCAUUGCUUUCCAGUGCAUAACUUGUUGCUCAUACGUAAGCAGUGAUCCGAAACGUUUUGUCGAUUUCAACCCGCAGAAUGUGAAGAAAGAAAGAGGGAGAGGGGAAGAAAGAAGAAGAAGAAGAAGAAGAAGAAGAAGAAGAAAAAGACGAAGAAGAGAAGAAGAAAGAGAAGGAGGAAAAAGUGGAGAAGGAGUGAAAAGAAGAAACCGGAAAAAAGUUUGUUUCUUUUGAUUUGAAAUUACAUAAGGAAAAUGCGCACUUGGGGUUGUUGUCAAUGACGAAUCUCUUCUUUUCUUCUUUCUUUCGAAACUUUAAGAGGAUGCAUUUGAAUUGAGGAGAAAAUAUCCCCUCUUCGAAAGGAAACCAAAAGGAUUUUCUCACAUUGGGCUCUGUUCGUCUAUCUUGUUACCCGCAGCUUAGAGUGCGGUAUAAAGGAUUCCUUGGAUUAUGAAAAACGUCUAAUAGAAAGAUGGAAGCUACGAAUUCUAUUGAUUUGAACGACUCGACGAAUUUCUAUAACGAAUCGAUGACAAUAGCUCGUUGAUACCAGUGAAAUUAAAUAUUCGAAUAAGACUGGGUUUAAGUUAAGAUCGGAUUGAUUACCGAUAAGCUGAUCAUGACGCGUAUCGCGAAAAGAUGAUGACCAGCGGUCGUUGAAGACCGCUAGAAAACCAGAUCUAUAGUCAUCUCAGAAUGGAGGAAAACGUUAGUAUCGCAACGAAUGCGACGGUGGAAAAUUUCGAUUUUGCCGAUCCAUGGGUCAUCCUGAGGGCUGUCAUAUUGGCUCUUUUGAUCCUCGUCACUAUCAUAGGGAAUUCGUUCGUAAUAGCGGUGAUCCUAGUGGAACGAAGCCUACAAUCCGUAGCAAAUUAUUUAAUCGUGAGUUUGGCCGUCGCCGACCUUAUGGUUGCCUGCCUCGCCAUGCCACUCGGGGCUGUUUACGAGAUAAACUCGAGAUGGUCUCUCGGGCCGGAACUCUGCGACAUAUGGACGAGCAGCGACGUCCUUUGCUGUACGGCAUCGAUAUUGCAUCUGGUGGCUAUCGCGGUCGACAGAUAUUGGGCCGUCACCGAUCUCAAUUAUAUACAGGGAAGGAGUCCAAAGAAAAUCGGUUUCCUGAUUGCCAUGGUUUGGAUUGUUUCUUUGGGAAUUUCAUUGGCACCCCAAUUUGGUUGGAAAGAUCCAAAUUACUUGGAACGUAUAGCAGACGGUGAAUGUCUCGUUUCUCAAGAUCCAGCGUAUCAGAUUAUCGCAACAUGCGCAACAUUUUAUCUACCCUGUCUGCUUAUUCUCUUUCUUUACUGGAGGAUAUUUCAAACAGCUCGGAAACGUAUUAGAAAGAGACCAGGAACGAUCGUUCAACCCUCUCGCGAAAGAAGAGGUAUCCUACGGCUGGUAACGAGAAGGCAAAGGGAGGAAUCAACAGCGUUCACUAUAACACGUUCAACCCCGGAUCAUUCGUCGAUUUCACCGGAAAAGUCGUCGUCGUAUAACGACGGAAACGUAGCGCAAUCAGCGGUCGUGAACGUUACGCCAGUAACGACGAGCACUACAGCAAACUCGUCGAAUUCUACGGGUCAGCCAACGAGCUCAUCAACAGCAACAACAACAGCAACAACAGGAGCAACAACAACGGCAACAACGGCAGGAGUAAUAACAACAACGACAACGACACCGGCGACAACAACGAUGACGACGUCAACGAGUAGGCCAAGUUCAGCGUCUACGUCGACGACGGUACGUCAGGCGACAUCGACGAAGAGAAGUCGUGAAACGAUAGAAUCUAAACGUGAAAAGAAAGCAGCCAAGACAUUGGCAAUCAUCACCGGUGCCUUCGUCGCCUGUUGGCUACCAUUCUUUGUUCUCACGCUUCUACGUGUUAUCUGUUAUUGGUGCCAAAUACCCGACGUAGUAUACAAUGUCUUCCUCUGGCUUGGCUAUUUCAACAGUACCCUCAAUCCUGUCAUCUACACCAUCUUCUCACCCGAAUUCAGGCAAGGUUUCAAGAGAAUGCUUUGUGGUAGUUCAAGAGUGACCCGCUGACAUUGGAUUUAAUUUCCUUUCCCUUAAUACCAUUAUUAACGAUAAUUAAAACCAUUACAAUCACGACCACAAUCAUCCACGACAACACCAACGACACCAUUGGUACUAUCCUCCCUGAAAGGAGGAAGCUUUAAUCUCUUCUUUCUCUGUUUUUUCUUUCUCCUUCACUCUCUCUCUCUCUCUCUCUUCCUCUCUCUUUCUCUCUCUCCCUCUCUUUCUCGUUCACGCAUAUGCCUCUGAAAGAAUAAUAGCAGAUAUGAAACUUUCAUAUUUUUUCAAUUUUUUAUUCCUUUCAAAGUGUCUUUUCAAUCAGAAUUUCUUAAUCGCAAACGUUUAACAAUUUUCUUUAUUAAUUUAAUCAUAUUAAAAUGUAAGAAUUCAAGAAAAAAAAAAAAAAUAACGAAAUUUAUCAAGGUAUAUCAGCUAUUAUCUUCUCUCUGUCUCUCUCUCUCUCUCUCUCUUUCUCUCUCUCUCUCUCUCUCUCUCUCUAUCUCUAUCUCUCUCUCUAUCUCUGUGUCUCUCCCGUUUAGAUUUAUUCAUACAACGCAAGAUACACACGGGCACGCCUUCACUUUUUCUUCCUUCUUCCUCUCUGCCUUAUCAAUAGUAAAUAGCUAUGUAUUGUAUCUCGUGUAUAUAAAAAAUAUAUACAUAUGUUCUAGGAUAAAAGUCAAAUUUGAAUCAUGGGCCAAAAACCAUGAGAUCGUGAAUAUACAUACAUACAUACAUAUAUACAUACGUACAUAUAUACAUACAUACAUACAUACACAUAUGCAUACAUGCACAACAACAUUUUCUUCUCGCGAAUGUAAUAACAUAUAUAGGUACAUACAUACACGUGUAAUUAAACUUACAUAUGAGAUCACGUGUUUUGUCGUGGUCAACAUUGAACAUUGUCCUUUUUUUCUUUCUUUUUUUUUUUUUUUUUUGUUGUGGCGAACGAUUUACCUUUUAGCCAUUCCAACUCUCGGCUGUAUCGACAAUUAGUAGUGGCAUCUCUACUGAUCUGAAUCGUUCGACCGAGAGAACGAAAAAAAAAAAAAAAAAAAAAAGAAAAUAGAUAGAGAGAAAAAAGAGAGAGAGAGAGAGAGAAAGAGAGAGAGAGAAAAGAGAAAAAGAGAUAGGGACCGUAAUUUGUGUGCAUGCGAAAGAGAGAGAGAGAGAGAGAGAGAGAGAGAGAAAGAGAGAGAGAGAGAGAGAAGGAGAAAGAAAGAGAAAGAAAGAAAAAGAAAAAGAAAUCGAGAAAGAAGCGUUUCGCAAUUACUCACGUCUGUAAAACGCAUUAGAACGGCUUUUAAAGCAUCACUUUUAAAAGUACAUACUGUUUAAGAUGGCUAUAUCUCUACACAAUAUUUAUCUAUCCUUUAUUCCAUCAUGUAACAUACGUCUCUAUAGAAACAAACACACACACAAACACACACACAGCCUUACAAAAACAGACACACAGACGCACGCAAGCACACACACGCACGUACGUACAAAUAUUAGAGCAUAACGAGAAGAAAACGAGAAACUACGAGGAACUAAUGAAUUCUAAUUGUAAGAGAUGGUGAGAGAAAGAGAGAGAAAGAGAGAGAGAGAUAGAUAGAUAGAUGGAGAGAGAAAGAGAAAUUUGUCAACUUCGAAUUUGCUUACGAGUAUAUUACGACCGAUCGUGAGAGGAAAGACUAAAACUUAUUGUUAGCAUGAGAAAGAGAUAGAUAGAGAUAGAUAGAUAGACGAAGAGAGAGAGAGAGAGAGAGAGGAAGAGAGAAAGAGAGAGAGAGAGAGAGAGAGAGAGUGAGAAAGAAGAUCAAAUUUGAAUUCUCUGUAUUUGUGAUAAAUUUACGGGGAAGAACUCCCAUAGAGUUCAAGGAUGCUCAAUUCGUUUGAAACCUCCUUUUCUAUAACUUAGUUUGAUUCUUCUCAUUGAAAAGUCGAGUGUAUGUGUCUCGAAAAGUGAAUUUUGCGAGAAGAAAUGUGGAGAUCAAACGAAUUUCAUUCACUCUACGAACAACGGAAUAAAUAGAAGAUCGAUCUUUUUUUUACCCCUCCAAUCUCUUUCGUUUCUUCCUUUUUUUUUUACUUCUUUUUUCUUUUUCUUUUUUUUUCUUUUCCUUUUCGAUUUGUCUAAAAAUAUUACGAUCUCUUUUUAACAGAUUAAUUGGAUGAGAAGGAUUUUUUUUUUCUUUUUUUUUUUUUUUUUUUUUUUUUUUUUUUAAAUAAAAAUUAUAUUCUUCCGAGGAAUAAUCUUUUCAAGUCUGUCAGAUUUGUAUUUUUUUUUUUUUUUUUUUAUAAAACCAUGCUGAUAUUUAUUUAUUUUCUUUUUGUCUUCGUUUUAUUUCUAAAUAUUCCACAUGUUUUAUUGAUAAAUUAAAUAUUUCAAUUCUAUUUGAAAGAAAUUUGUAUUCCUUCGAAACUAGAUCGCGUAUGUAUCGCACGUAUUUACAUACGAUUUUUAUUAUUACAUAUGAAUGAAAUAAAUAAAGUUAUUUAAUGAACGAACAUUGGUUAAACUUUUAAGAAAUUUUUCUUCUGGACGUUCGAAAAGAUUUGUUAAAAAAAAUUCACGAUAUCGUAAAUCUCUUAUCAAAAAGUCUCCGGCUGUCUAAUAUUUCUUUUCUCUCCACUUUUCUCCUGUAUUUAUCCUCGAGCGAUCACCGUGUUUCGACGUUAAUAAUAAUGAUUAUUAUUAUUAAUGCGAAAUUUCAAGGAUAAAAAAGAAAAAAAAAAAAAAAAGAAAAAAAGAAAAAAAAAGAAAAAAGAAAAAAUGAAAAAGAGAAAAAAAAGAAAUAAAAAUUUGAAGACGAAAUAAAGUAAGAUGCGAUACGUAUGUCUCAUCUCUGUAAGAUAGGAUAUACAAGUGGAAGAAGGUAUAUAAUAAGACUUGUUUCAAACUAAAUGAAAAAUGUUAGAGAGAAGAUAAAGGGCAAAGGUCAUUAGAAUUAGAUAACGGGGGAGGGGAGGAUAUCUUUCUUCAAAGCUUUUAAAUAAAGAUAAUCAUUUCUUUCGUACUGACAUCUCUCUUCUCUCUCUCUCUUUUUCUUUUUUUCCAUUAUUUUUUUCUUUUUAUUUUAUUUCAUUUCUUCUUUUUUUCUGUUUCUUUUUCUCCUUUUUCUUUUUUUCUUUUAUUCUAUUUUCUACGAUAAAAUUCGCAAUUUAUUUCGAGAAGACGCCCUUUUUUCUCCCCCGAUUCAUCAUCAUUCCUAUCGUGUUAAUAUUUAUCUCUUUCACAGUCCGUACUUUUCUCUUUUGUCUUUGAGCUUUCGCAAUAGUAGAAAUAACAUAGUAGCAAUGUAAUAGCCCAAUGUAAAAAAAAAAUGCUAUAGAUUCAAUACAAUCCGCAAAAAUAUCGACAUUUUUCUAUUCGGUGACAGAAUAGAUUGCUAAAGUUUGAUUAACGAGUCAGUAUAAUUGUAUGUUCGAACAUUAAAUGUUUCUUUUUUUCACGAUAUCUCUCUCUCUCUCUCUCUCUCUCUCUCUCUCUCUCUCUCUCUGUAUAUAUAUAUAUAUAUAUAUAUAUAUAUAUAUAUUUUAUCUCUAACAUGAUCGAUCGUGUAUAUCCAUUCAUCCAUGAUCGUGAAUGAUUUUUUAUUGAACGAUUUAUACUUCGUCAUGUCGUGUAAUCUUUCUCGUUUAUUUUAUAUUUUUGAUAAAAGCAAAGAAAAAGAGAUAAAAAAAAAAAAAAAUCCUCAAAAUGGAUUUAUAUAAAAAUUCAAGAACUUUUUCUAUAUGGAAAGUAACGGCGGGGUGGGAUGGGACGGUGGGGUGCGAGGGAAAAUGGGGAAAAUAACAAUCAUUCGUAAGAUAAUUCCUGUUUUAUGCAUAUGCGUAUGCAAUCGCAAAUUUUAUUCUUCUUUCAUGUAACAUUAUCACAACGAAUAACGGGACGAGGAUGAAAUUGCGAAGUUUCGAAUGGAAAUCAGAGAUAUUGCGACGCUUGUAUUUUCGUCAGAACGAAGACAAAAGCAAAUUGUUCCGUGGAAAUACGGGUAUAGCACGCAAAUUGCAUACGAAGUGUAAUUUAACGAAAUCAUAGUCAAACAAGCGGGCAAACAGAGAACCAUAAUAUUGCAUCGCAUUUAGCCUUAUCAGACAUUUUCUCUGGUAAGGAAAGGAGCUUUGGAUAUUUCGUGCGAAGAACUUGUGCUUAAUACUUGUCACGUGUGAAGACACGUGAAAGGUUAAAAAAGAAAAAGAAACACACGCACAGAAAAAAAAACCAAGAAAGAGGAAAAAGAGAAGAGGAGGGAAAAGGAAAAAAAGAAAAUAUUUAUAAAAAGAUUUUUGUGAACUAUGUGUGUGUGUGUGUGUGUGUGUGUGUGUGCUUUAUUAUCUCUGUGUGCGUGUGCGUCUAUGUGUACGUGUGUACGUGUGUGCGUGUACAUGUAAAUCUCUUCGUAUAAACGAAAGACGAAUUUUAACGAGAGCGUCGCGUAGAUCGAAUUGUUAUAUCGUUAUACGUGUCGUUAUUUCUUUUUUUUUCUUUUUUUUUUUUUUUUGAUAUUUUCCUUUUUAGUUUUUUCUUUCCGUUUUCCUUUGUUAUUUUUUUCUUUUUUUUUUUUUUCUUCUUUUUUCUUUUUUUUUCUACCAAAGUUAUAGACUCGUUAAGUCGAAAAUAAAAAGGAAAGCAAAUGGCGGCAAAGACGUGCCAUACGUUGUACCUUAGCCAAUUUGUUUCUACGCUCGGCCAAAUCUUUUCAAAUACAAAAUUUGGAAAUGUCUUAUUCGAUCUCCUCGUUCCCCAUUAGAAAAGUUAAACGCCACUCUAUUUCUACGUUAUACUUUCAAAUCGAAUGAGAAUUGUAAUGAAAUUUGUUGUUCGCACUUUGAAAAAUAUUUUAAAUGAUAUCAAAAUUUUAAAUAAUAUUACGAAUACGACAAACAGACUCGAUAGGAUGUUUUGGUUACAAUUGAUUGAGUCCAAUGUUUCGCCGUAGUUGAAUGCUAAAAAGAGAGAAAGAAAAGAAAAAUAAGAAAAGAAAAAAAAAAAAAAAGAGAAAAAAGGAAAAGGAAAAAAAGAAAAAAAAAAGAAGAAGAAAACACAUGUAAUAAACAUUUAGAAAAUGUCGUAAUGUCAGAGAGAGAGAGAGAGAGAGAGAGAGAGAGAGAGAGAGACUUCGAAGAAA